AUGGGGAUACAAGUAUACAUAUCUCAAUCAAACCAUGGGGAUACAAGUAUGUACAUAUCUCAAUCAAACCAUGGGGAUACAAGUGUGUACAUAUCUCAAUCAAACCAUGGGGAUACAAGUGUGUACAUAUCUCAAUCAAACCAUGGGGAUACAAGUAUGUACAUAUCUCAAUCAAACCAUGGGGAUACAAGUAUGUACAUAUCUAAAUCAAACCAUGGGGAUACAAGUAUACACAUAUCUAAAUCAAACCAUGGGGAUACAAGUAUGUACGUAUCGGAAUCAAACCAUGGGGAUACAAGUAUGUACGUAUCUGAAUCAAACCAUGGGGAUACAAGUAUGUACAUAUCGGAAUCAAACCAUGGGGAUACAAGUAUGUACGUAUCUGAAUCAAACCAUGGGGAUACAAGUAUAUACGUAUCUGAAUCAAACCAUGGGGAUACAAGUAUGUACAUAUCGCAAUCAAACCAUGGGGAUACAAGUAUGUACAUAUCGGAAUCAAACCAUGAGGAUACAAGUGUGUACAUAUCUAAAUCAAACCAUGGGGAUACAAGUAUGUACGUAUCUGAAUCAAACCAUGGGGAUACAAGUAUGUACAUAUCUGAAUCAAACCAUGGGGAUACAAGUAUGUACAUAUCGGAAUCAAACCAUGGGGAUACAAGUAUGUACAUAUCUAAAUCAAACCAUGGGGAUACAAGUAUGUACGUAUCUGAAUCAAACCAUGGGGAUACAAGUAUGUACAUAUCUAAAUCAAACCAUGGGGAUACAAGUAUGUACACAUCUGAAUCAAACCAUGGGGAUACAAGUAUGUACGUACCUGAAUCAAACCAUGGGGAUACAAGUAUGUACACAUCUGAAUCAAACCAUGGGGAUACAAGUGUGUACGUAUCUGAAUCAAACCAUGGGGAUACAAGUAUGUACGUAUCUGAAUCAAACCAUGGGGAUACAAGUAUGUACGUAUCUGAAUCAAACCAUGGGGAUACAAGUAUGUACGUAUCUGAAUCAAACCAUGGGGAUACAAGUAUGUACGUAUCUGAAUCAAACCAUGGGGAUACAAGUAUGUACAUAUCUGAAUCAAACCAUGGGGAUACAAGUAUGUACGUAUCUGAAUCAAACCAUGGGGAUACAAGUAUGUACGUAUCUGAAUCAAACCAUGGGGAUACAAGUAUAUACGUAUCGGAAUCAAACCAUGGGGAUACAAGUAUACACAUAUCUAAAUCAAACCAUGGGGAUACAAGUAUGUACAUAUCUGAAUCAAACCAUGGGGAUACAAGUAUGUACGUAUCUGAAUCAAACCAUGGGGAUACAAGUAUAUACGUAUCUGAAUCAAACCAUGGGGAUACAAGUAUGUACAUAUCGGAAUCAAACCAUGGGGAUACAAGUAUGUACGUAUCGGAAUCAAACCAUGGGGAUACAAGUAUGUACGUAUCUGAAUCAAACCAUGGGGAUACAAGUAUGUACGUAUCUGAAUCAAACCAUGGGGAUACAAGUAUGUACACAUCUGAAUCAAACCAUGGGGAUACAAGUAUGUACGUAUCUGAAUCAAACCAUGGGGAUACAAGUAUGUACGUAUCUGAAUCAAACCAUGGGGAUACAAGUAUGUACACAUCUGAAUCAAACCAUGGGGAUACAAGUAUGUACGUAUCUGAAUCAAACCAUGGGGAUACAAGUAUGUACAUAUCGGAAUCAAACCAUGGGGAUACAAGUAUGUACGUAUCGGAAUCAAACCAUGGGGAUACAAGUAUGUACGUAUCUGAAUCAAACCAUGGGGAUACAAGUAUGUACAUAUCUGAAUCAAACCAUGGGGAUACAAGUAUGUACAUAUCUGAAUCAAACCAUGGGGAUACAAGUAUGUACGUAUCUGAAUCAAACCAUGGGGAUACAAGUAUGUACGUAUCUGAAUCAAACCAUGGGGAUACAAGUAUGUACGUAUCUGAAUCAAACCAUGGGGAUACAAGUAUGUACGUAUCUGAAUCAAACCAUGGGGAUACAAGUAUGUACGUAUCUGAAUCAAACCAUGGGGAUACAAGUAUGUACAUAUCGGAAUCAAACCAUGGGGAUACAAGUGUGUACAUAUCUAAAUCAAACCAUGGGGAUACAAGUAUGUACAUAUCUGAAUCAAACCAUGGGGAUACAAGUAUGUACAUAUCUAAAUCAAACCAUGGGGAUACAAGUAUGUACGUAUCUGAAUCAAACCAUGGGGAUACAAGUAUGUACACAUCUGAAUCAAACCAUGGGGAUACAAGUAUGUACAUAUCUGAAUCAAACCAUGGGGAUGUAUGUGCUUUUCGAAAUCAAAAGAUUUGGAUACAAGUCUGUGUUUAUGAAGAUAAAACAUAG
This is a messenger RNA of Mytilus trossulus (common blue mussel), 2337 nucleotides long. RefSeq lists its product as uncharacterized. The record is from RefSeq and is a predicted model, not a curated record. The coding region runs from base 1 to 2337 and encodes 778 amino acids. Lineage: Eukaryota; Metazoa; Mollusca; Bivalvia; Mytilida; Mytilidae. The transcript has a single exon.